UAAACACUUUCUAAUAACACUGAAUAAUUACAAUCGAUUGAAUCAAGGAAUGGUAAUUGUUACGAUUUAAGAAAUAUGAAUGUUAGUUGAUUUUCCUUUGUGUCGGAAUAAACAUGAAAAUUCUAAUGCUGUGCAUUGCCAUGGGCGCCUUUUUCUUCGGGCCCACAAAUUCGAUAACCCCCGAAGAAUUGGAAACCCUAAUAAAAUACAGCAGGGAUUGCAGAGGAGAAACCGGCGCCACAAUUGAACAAGUGACAAUGGCGGUGGCUGGAAUUUUCGUCGAUGAUCCGAAACUAAAGACCCAAUUUUUCUGUAUAUCGAAAAAACUGGGCUUCCAAAACGAAGAGGGCGAAAUAAAAUUAGAACCGUUGAAGAAACGGGUGAACGGCAUUCUCAACGACGCCAAAAAGACCGAUGAAAUAUUGGAAAAAUGUGCGGUGAAGAAGUCCACCCCGGACGACACAGCCUAUGACGCUUUGAAGUGUUUCUUGGAACACGGAAAAAUAAAUCUGCUAACGGCUUGAAGAGAGUACACAAUUAAAUGUAUAAAUAAGGAAGCUAUGUUUUUUUAAAUUAUAAUUAAAUUAACAUAAUUUUGGUUGUUGUAUUAUGAUAAUUAAAAUAAUUUACAUUAAUAAAUCUGAUAAUAAACAUAUACUUCAUGUGAAUUACACCAUUCAAAGUC
This is a messenger RNA of Aethina tumida (small hive beetle), 685 nucleotides long. Its product is annotated as B1 protein. NCBI's taxonomy places the organism in Eukaryota, Metazoa, Arthropoda, Insecta, Coleoptera, Nitidulidae. Gene Ontology annotation, molecular function: odorant binding. The record is from RefSeq and is a predicted model, not a curated record. The coding region runs from base 114 to 524 and encodes 136 amino acids. The transcript has 2 exons. Gene Ontology annotation, biological process: sensory perception of smell.